GUCAGGGAGAGCGUUUGGGCGAUCUGGCGGAGCUUUGAGGCCCUCGAGGUCCCCAGUUGAGCUUCCGAGAAUGCCUGAUGUAAAAAAAGGUCCGCCUGUUGGAAAAUGGCGACGCGGCGCAGGCAGGAUCAAGGGCAGCUAGGCCAUGAGCUACUGCAUGCUAAAGUACUGAAGUACAAUACUCUAGUUUUGGACCUUGUUGCGACCCAAACUUGGACUUUAUCGACUCUGGAAAACGUGUUUGGUUGCGUUCAUAUCCGACAGCCUUUGAAUAUAGUUGGACAUUACUGUAUCAUGUUUGAAUAUCAUUACCCGUUAAUGGCGUUCGAGGUUAAGCCCGAGAAGGAAAGCGAGUUUGGGGCCAAUAUGUCGUUAAACGUCCAAAAUAUUCUCCACAUUAUCGACUUGUUAUGUUGUCAUUCAUUGCCUUGGUGGUGAAAACACUUCAAAGAUUUGUGGACGACUCACGUUAUGUCCACGGUUGUGCCUACACUCCCACAGAACUAGGCUGACAAACAUGCUUUAACCCAACCCAGUGCUUUUCAAACUUUUACACCAAGAGCCAUCGACAACCCCCCCCCCCCCUAAAAAAUAGCUUACCAAGUACUGUACUGUACCAUCGUCACAACCAACAUUAACCCCUAAACAGAGUGGCGGGCCCAAGAGUUUAGUGAAACCGAUCAGGUUUUUGUCCCUGAAAAAUAAAGUCGUGAUGGAUUCUGACGAGAAUGAGGUGGAAAGCAGCAGCGACGCCGGCCCCUCCGGCAUGGAGGAGCCGUCGGAGAGCGGCAUGGGUAUGGAGUCGUCGGAGGCCAUGUUGGCCGACAGCAGCGACGCCGCCUCCUCUCACGUGCAACCGCCCGAGUCGGACUGUCAUGUGGGACAGAGCUCCGAGGGAUUUGUGGUCUUCAUCCCGGAGACCAGCUCCAGCACGGACGUCCGAGUGUCCUCGGUUCACCUCCCGGACUCCUCCUCGGUGGCCCAGUCCACCAGCGUUUCCAGCGUGUCCACGGUGACUCAGUCGGUGCUGGUUUCUGAGUCGGUCCAAGUGCUGGUUCACUCCAGCGCCGCCGCCUCGGAAGGAGCCAUGAUGGUGUCCGACUCCACCGCCUCGACCUCAUCCGACUUAGGCUCGGCCAUCGACAAGAUCAUCGAGUCCACCAUCGGCCCGGACAUCAUGAACGGUUGCAUAGCCGUCACCAGUGCGGAAGACCGAGACGCGGAACCGACCCGAUAUCUCAUCCUACAAGGUGCUCCCAUGGUCGCCCACAUGUCCUCUUCGGCCCUGUCGAAUCGUAUCGCCAUCGAGGCACUUUCCGAGGGUCCCACGUCCACCUGUCUGGACCAAGGAGACAUGCAGAGAAGCCCGGAGCCCGACCAGCCCGACGACCGACCCGGACACUCCGGCUACCCGGAAGACAGCAGCAGUCAUCCGGAUCAGCCCCAGCACUCUCACCCCUCCCAGUACAUGGACUGCUCCGCGGAUGGCCCGGACCAAACGGGGGAGUCCUCGCCUUCCUACGCCGAGUGCUCCGAAGAACCCGACCAGACGCGCUCCCGCUCGGGCUUCGCCGACUACAGCGGCGACAACAGCGACCAGGACCUGCCCGGGUACGUGGAAUGCAGCAGGGCGGAUUCCAACCCCACCGACCUGGGCCACUACGCGGCGGAGUGCAGCGCCAGGUAUCUGCGCGGCGCCCAUGACGGCGAGCGGCCGCAUCACUCGCGGGGCUACAUCGACAGCAGCGCCGAUCACCAGACGCAGACCGGCAGGCAGUACGGCGUCGCCGCCGCCGCCGAUUCGGAGCAACCCGAGUGUUCCCGUUACGCGGAGAACAGCAACGGCCCCGAUGCGUCUCUCUAUACUGACGACAGCUCCUCGUCAGAGCAGCCCGUCGCCGACGCGGCGGAUUCCGGGGGGUUGGCGGAGACGGCCGAGUGCAGCCAGAGCCAACCGGGGCUCUACAUCAGCAGCAGCGGCACCUACGCGUCCGACACCAAGCCCGCCGCGGCGCCGCCGAGUCUCGGCGGCAGCCAGGAUGACCCUUGGCAGGAGGAAGCCGCCCCGGGCGGGGACGUGCACGUGGACGCGUCGGCCGUGGCUGAAGGUUCCGGAGACCGGCCGCCCAACUUGGCCGAACUGGAGGAGAUGAUGGAAGUUGUGAUCGUUCAGCAGUUCAAGUGCAAAAUGUGUCCGUACAAGAGCGUCUCCAAAGACACGCUGAUUAACCACAUGAGGGACAAACACUUCAAACCCGCAGGGGGUUUGCAAACCAAGCGCAAACGUGGCCGACCUCCCAAAAACUCCGCGCCGGCUCCCCAGCAGGCAGACCAAGAGAAGAAGGACGCGACGGUUCUGGAAAGAAGAGCAAAGCAGGCAAAGGUGUCGGCAUCGCAUCAAGCUGAAGAGGAUGAAGAUCAGGAAGACCAGGUUCCGGAUGCGGGUGCGAUUGAUGACUCUGAAGAGGACAGUAACUACAACCCAGCAGAAGAGGACUGCCGCGGAAGACUACCCGCCAUUUUGAAAAAACGCACCCCUCCCAUCUCUUCCUCCUCUCACGCUCGUCCGCAGCGUCGAGUUGGCCGCCCGAGAAAAUACAACCUUCUGGAAGAAGCUGACGACAGCCAAGCGGCGGAGAGUUUGGCGAAGAAGCCGAGAGCCGACCCCGGCGCGGUGGACGAGGCCAGCUCCUCGGGCUUGGACAACGGCGGCGGCGGUCUGGCGGCCGACGGGGACGAGGUGGAAGUGGUGGUGAGCCAGUCGGACUCCGAGAACAAAGACCCCUCAUCCAACUCUCAGCAAGAAGAAUUCUUUGAGAGGAAACGAGGCCGCCCCUCCAAGUGCUUCCUUCGCAAGAAAUACAAGAAGCAUUUGAGUCGCAAUCGGUACUUCAAAUCCCUCAAGCCGCUCCUGAGACCUCACAGCUGCUGGAUCUGCGGCUCGCGCUUCCUCACGCAGGAAGAUCUGCGCUUCCACGUGGACUCCCACGAAGGCAACGAGCCGGAGCUCUUCAAAUGCCUCCAGUGCAACUACCACUGCAAGCGCUGGUCCUCGCUCAAGGAGCACAUGUUCAACCACGAAGGUACGAAACCUUUCAAAUGCGACAAGUGCGAUUACUCGAGCGUGUACAAGAAAGAUGUCAUCCGUCACUCCGCCGUUCACAACAAAGAAAAGAAAAGAAAGACGGAUGCGCCGGCGGCGACGGUCACCGAGUUCCCGUGUCCCGUGUGUCACAAAAUUUACCCCAUGCAGAAGAGGCUGACUCAACACUUGAAGACCCACAGCGCAGAGAAGCCGCAUAUGUGCGAUAAGUGUGGCAAAUCCUUCAAGAAGCGCUACACAUUCAAAAUGCACCUCCUGACGCACCUUCAGAGUUUGGGAGACAGCACGUUCAAAUGCGAAUUUUGUGACUACACUUGUGCCAACAAGAAGCUGCUGCUCAACCACCAGCUGUCCCACACCAGCGACCGACCCUUCAAGUGCAGCCACUGCAAAUACACGACCUCCAAAGAAGACUUCCUUGUGUCCCAUCUGGCCAUUAAGCAUACAGUGAAAAAACUGAACGUGGUGUCUUCUGUCCGCUCUCCAGCCGAAUCCGGCGAGCUCUCCGCCCAGAACGCCCUGAGCCUGCUGCUGAACAUGAGCAACGCCCGCGAUUUGGUGGGAGACGCCUUACAAGUAGCCGUGCUCAAGUCGGACGGCGGCGCCGAGGUCAAAGCCCUGGAGAAGGAAACGUGGGGCGCGGUGUCGGCGGCGGCGGCGGCAGCGGGCCAGGCCCACAAAGUCGUCACCUUCCACGUCUCGGAGAACGGCGAGGCCGUUUUGCAGGAGGCCUACGGGGCGGAGACGGAAGGCGUGGCUCACAUCGCCGUGGAAACCUACACGGACGACGGGGAGUUCAACGUGGUGGAGCAGGUGACCGAAGAAGUCCAAAGCUCCGAGUGCAGUCAUGAGAAGAACGAUCAAGUGCGGGCCGUCGAUGAGUCCGAGGCGCAGAGCCCCAAAACGGAAAAGUUCUACCUCGCUUCCGGGUUGGCCGACGGUGUUCUGCAGCAGGUGGAGCUCAGCAGCGAAGCGCCCGCCUCGCCUCCCGCGGCCAGCUCGCCCAGCGUCAGCGCCAAGCGCUUCUCCUGCCGCAUAUGCAUGGAGUCCUUCCACGGCCGCUCGGAUAUGGAAAACCACAAGAGGGCGCACGUGGAUCCCAACACCUUCAAGUGUCCGGAUUGUGACUUCACCUCAAACUCUUGGCCUGAGGUUAAGGCUCACACGGAGCUGCACUCGUACUUGCGGCCUCACAAGUGCCUCAGCUGCAGCUUUGCCUCCAAGAACAAGAAGGACCUGCGCAGACACCUGCUGACGCACACCAACGAAAAGCCCUUUUCUUGCAAACUUUGCGGCCAGAGCUUCAAUCGCAACGGCCACCUCAAGUUCCACAUGGAGCGUCUCCACAACCAGGAACAGAGCAGCACGCGCAAAAGCCGCGCCGCCCCGUCCCAGCAGACCAUCAUCGUCAACAGUCACGAGGAGGCGCUGGCCACGCUGCAGUCCCUGCAGGCCCACCAGGCCGUCAUCGGCCCGGAUCAACUGCAGGCUCUGGGGCCGGAACACAUCAUUGUAGCCCAAGACCAGUCCUUAACGGAGCAGGAGGACGGCACAUACAUCCAGCAGAUCACCACCAUCGACGGACAGACGGUCCAGCACCUCAUGACGGGAGACAACCAGGUCGCCGAGGUGCAGUACAUCAUCUCCCAGGACGGGGUGCAGCACUUGCUACCGCAGGAGUACGUGGUGCUGGCAGAAGGCAAUCGCAUCGAGAUGCCGGAUGGGCAGAUCAUCCAGUAUGAGCACGACGGAGUCUUUCUGCAGGAGCAGCAGAUCGCGGUCGGCACUGACGCUCCAAUCCAGUACCUGCCUGUUGCUGCGUCGGAACAGAAAGAGCUGGAGGCUGACGCCCAAUCUGCCGUCACAGCGGCGGCAGACGCGGCGGUGACGGCGCAGGCGCAGGUGCAGGCGCAGGCGCAGGUGCAGGAGGUCUACACGGAGGCAACGCCCGAGCAGCUGGCGCAACUUCAACAGCAGCAGCCGGGAGUCCACUAUGACGUCAUCACCUUCACCGUCGAGUAGCUCCGCAGCGCCGCCUACCUGCUCCGCCGCGCGUUGCCCGCCCCCCAACAUGGAUUUGCCAAGCAAACAGAGCAGAGCAGAGGUGACGAAUGUUUUCCUUCUGGGGCUGAACAGUGACUCGUCUAUUUAUUUAUGUUUUAGAAUGCCAAAAUGAUGUUUAUAGAAAGAGUUGUACAUAGCUUUGAUGAUUAUUUUUCGUUUCUUCUGGCGAAUCUCAAGAUAAUAAGCUAAUCGCUGACACCAAAUAAAACAUUUUCUUUCGAUGAAGAAGACGUGUUUUAUGAAUUUAUAUGUGUGACGUUGAUUUGAGAAUAUUCACAAAAAUGAGACCAAAAUAAACACUGGAUCUCUUGGUGUUGGAA
Molecule: messenger RNA, 5487 nt
Organism: Hippocampus zosterae (dwarf seahorse)
Lineage: Eukaryota; Metazoa; Chordata; Actinopteri; Syngnathiformes; Syngnathidae
Product: zinc finger protein 335-like
Exons: 26
Coding region: 713-5125 (1470 amino acids)
Biological process (GO): regulation of gene expression; brain development; positive regulation of neurogenesis
Cellular component (GO): nucleus
Molecular function (GO): RNA polymerase II cis-regulatory region sequence-specific DNA binding
Source: RefSeq, a predicted model, not a curated record